AUGAAUGUGGUGCCCCGUCCUGGGCGGAUCCUCAAUUCCACUUGCCCACUACGAGCGCUACUCGGCCAUCUUAGGGGCACUCCCCCCCCCCCACUCGUGGCCGCGUAUGAGAGGCGAUCCAAAGAUGUGGAAACGCUCCUGAGGAAGGCUCUCUCCGCUUCAAACAUCCCCCGAGCAGAAGCCGUCUCGAAUUUCCGCCAUCUGGUGCCCCUGCGAGAUGAUCGCGAUCGCGAUCGGUGCCAGCUGCAGGGGCAGUAUCAGGAGCCGAAGCAUGCCCGCCCAAAGCUCCAGAAACUCCAGACCAUCUCAGGCACCCAACCCGGGCUUCCCCCUCAAACGUCUGUGGUCCCAGGCCGACACACCAUUUCCACCGUCUGCGCCCAGGAACCCGGUUUCACAGUCCGGCAGGAGGCACCUCCGACGCGCCAAUCACAGCAGCCCAGACCUGCAUCAGGGAAAUUACCCACCACAACGGCGCCGCCGCUAAGAAACUUGGCUUCGGGCCUGGUCCAUUCGAGCCCCGUUCUGCACGGGCGUGAAUUUCGGAUUGAUUACCUGGGCCACCGCUUCAUCAUUUCGGAGUUCCAUAUCCAGAUGGACGGAGUACUUUAG
This is a messenger RNA of Penicillium macrosclerotiorum, 612 nucleotides long. RefSeq lists its product as uncharacterized. The record is from RefSeq and is a predicted model, not a curated record. The transcript has 3 exons. Lineage: Eukaryota; Fungi; Ascomycota; Eurotiomycetes; Eurotiales; Aspergillaceae. Bases 1 to 612 code for a protein of 203 amino acids.